UAUCUCGUGCUCCUUGUUUAUGUACAUUGCACAUUGCUCAGCUGCUCGGCGAUUUAUUAUUUUUUGCAUUCGUGCAAAAUAAAAUGAAAUAUUUAACGUAAAAAAUAACUAAAAUUGAAAAUAAUUAUGGCGACAAUAACCACCACCACCCUUUGUGAUAAUUGUUGCUCCACCACGAACCCGUUAAAUUUAGUGUCAUCAAUCUUCCAUCAAGAAGAGAAGGACGACGGGGAAACGAUUUCAAUUUCGAACGGACUUUCCUCCCUGUUUUCGUACUGGAUGGGGAUAAACGACGAUAAGGUCAUUGACCUCACUGCUCCUCUCGUCCUCCAGUUCUGUCCCGGAUGUGUCCACAUAUUUCGAAAACUUCACAAAAUUUCACUACAAUUUGCAAAAUUGAGCAGCAAGGAGGGCCAAGUCGCUAAAAGGUUGGCGGAGCUGAGGCUGACCCAAAAAAUUAGAUUAUCAUCGCCUCCCCCCACUUUUAAGGGAGAAGAAGAUAAGGUCAGGCGCUCACUACGAGGUCAAAGGAAGAAGCAGCAAGGUCACCCCGUGAAAAAGGAGGAUAAAGCACAAGUUAAAGAUGACCUUCUUGAUGAUAAGCAUGACCUUGCAUUUCAUAUUAAAGAGGAGGAGGAAGACGAAGAGGCAAAUUUAUCCGCCAGUGAGACGAUUGAUAUUAAUUCCGUUCAGCAGUACCGUGGCGAUAAGAUUCUGCCUGGAACGGAGGAUACCAUACAUUUUGACCAUGGUACGAGCGAAACGCGUGAUUUUGGAGGAGAUAAACCUAAUUUCAUUGAGGCCGAAGACGCUGGUGGUGACUUUGGAAGCGACUACGACGACGACUUUGCAAUCGAUCCCCUCAAAUUAUCCGGAAAUGAAUCCUCCUCCUCUAAUUAUUCGCCAUCGUCCCCCUCCUCUGGCGACUCUGAUAACGACAUCGACGCCCCACCAAAACCGAACCAAUGUCCAAUUUGUUUCAAAACAUUUGUCUCCCUGGAAACAAAAGACCGUCACUUUCGACAACAACACGACGAAACCUUUAUCCCGCUACCUUGCCCUGUCGAUAACUGUGACCUCACUUUUAAGCGGAGGGACCACUUAAGGAGUCACUUAACGAGGAUACAUCCCGGCGUUCCAUUUCCUCCAGAUCUGCAGCGCCAAACGUACAAGAAAAAGAAGAAGAGCGACGACGACGAGGGCGCAAAACGAAUUCCGUGUCGUGUCGCCACCUGCGACAAGACGUACUCACGCACCGACCACAUGCACUUCCACAUGCGUGCCGUGCAUCCAGAAGUUCCCAUAGAAACGGAAAGAAGAGGAAAGACAAGAAAAACGGUAACCCCAAAGGUGAAAAAGGUCAAGGAAAAACGGAUCCGCAAGAAAGUUGUCAGGAUUAAGAAACCGUGUCCCGUUUGUGGCAAGGAAUUUAGAGCGUGCAGUUUGAACACGCAUAUUAAAACGCACACGGAUGAGCGAAAUCACCUGUGCAACACGUGCGGAAAACUGUUCCGGACCUCACGAAUCCUCCGCCUUCACAUAAACGACGUUCACAUCGGAGAGAGAAAAUAUUCCUGUCACAUCUGCGGAACGACUUUUGUACGAAAAUCGGCCUACGACAACCACAUGAAGAACAUUCACGAGGAGGCGGAGAAACGCUGGAUUUGUGAAACUUGCGGAAAAACGUAUCGCCAAGAACACAACUUGAAGGAACAUGUGAAAAUGCAUUCCAGCAAGAGUUUCGAGUGUCCCAUUUGCCAAAAAAUUUUUAGCAGGAGGGCCAACGUCCGGCUGCAUGUGAAAGGAGUGCAUGAAGGGGUCAAGCUAAGGCCGCCCAGAGAGAAGAGUAAAGCUGGAGGUGGUGGUGUACGUCGCGGGAGGAUUUCGGGGGAUCAGAGGGGCACGGAGUACGAGAGAGAUGACGAUAGUGUGGAAAGUGAAAAUAACUAUGAGCAAUAUCAGCACCACGCUUAUCAAAGUGGUCAUCAUGUAACUCAUCAUCAGAUGUAUUCUUUAUAAGUUCACUUAUUAAAUUGUAUUUUAGUAAUAAUUCCAUGACGAAAUACAAGUUGAAGAUAAUUGUCGUAAAGUGACAUUAUGUAUGGUAGAAAAAUUAUUUUCGAGAACGAAUUUUCAAAAUAAAUAUGUUCAUUCAAAUAUA
Messenger RNA from Folsomia candida, 2161 nucleotides. RefSeq names its product zinc finger protein 16. Gene Ontology annotation, molecular function: RNA polymerase II cis-regulatory region sequence-specific DNA binding; DNA-binding transcription activator activity, RNA polymerase II-specific. Lineage: Eukaryota; Metazoa; Arthropoda; Collembola; Entomobryomorpha; Isotomidae. Gene Ontology annotation, biological process: regulation of transcription by RNA polymerase II. The transcript has 5 exons. Bases 127 to 2019 code for a protein of 630 amino acids. The record is from RefSeq and is a predicted model, not a curated record. Gene Ontology annotation, cellular component: nucleus.